This is a messenger RNA of Ictalurus punctatus (channel catfish), 1154 nucleotides long. It is a transcript of the gene mphosph6, whose product is annotated as M-phase phosphoprotein 6. Gene Ontology annotation, biological process: maturation of 5.8S rRNA. The transcript has 5 exons. The coding region runs from base 168 to 668 and encodes 166 amino acids. NCBI's taxonomy places the organism in Eukaryota, Metazoa, Chordata, Actinopteri, Siluriformes, Ictaluridae. The record is from RefSeq and is a predicted model, not a curated record.
GUGCGCAUGCGCGGUAUGUCUCUCUAUUUACGUUCGCGUGCAGCAAGUUUGUGUGAUGCUGUUACCUAGACGCUUCAUUGGGGAAAAAUCAGAAAGCAAAAGUAGUUGCGGGUAUUUCUGUUUUGUAUAAUUUACAAGUGGGAAAUUUAUAACAAUAAUCUGCUAAAAUGCCAAAUGACGGCUCAACGAAACUGUCGAAAAACCUUUUACGGAUGAAGUUUAUGCAAAGAGGUCUUGAUGCAGAGGCGAAGAAACAACUUGAGGAAGCGGAGAAGAGGAUCAUAAGUGAUGAACAUUGGUAUUUGGACUUGCCUGAACUUAAAGCAAAAGAAAGCUACAUUGUUGAAGAAAGAAGUUAUGUCCCAUGUGAAGACUUGGUUUAUGGAAGAAUGUCAUUUAAGGGAUUCAAUUCUGAGGUUGAGAAACUGAUGGUUUUAAUGAAUGCUCCCAAAGAAGAGGAUGAUGAGGAGGAGGAGAAGGAUGUGACUCGAAUGGACACUGAUAUUACAGACGAGGAGAUGGCCAUGAGAUAUGGAAGCUUGGUUGAAAGCAUGAAAAGAAGAUUUGCCAAAAAAAGGGAUCGCUCAUCUGUGAAGAAUGAAGAGGAUGUCAACCAUAAUAUUGAAGAUACUCAACCCAAGAAAGCAUUCUUAAAGCCCCAGGAUUAAGGGAUUUUUAUAGGCUUUAUAAAGUGUGUGGGGUUUGGUGUUUUGUUUUUUUUUAACUCUAUAAAUGCGCGCACUUUUUUUUUUUUUUUUUAAUUAAUGUUUUAAUGCCUUUACAAUCAUUCAGUGGGGAAAAAAAAGGAUGCUGUAAAAUAGCAGUAAAAAUGGAUGUUGUGCAUCCUUAUUUUUAAAUGAUUAUGAUCAUUGUAAUGUGUGUUGGUUUUUAUUUAUUUUAUUCUAGUUUUUUUUUUUUUUUUUUUUUUUUUUGGCCAGCCAUGAGAAGGUAUAUUUUAGGGUGCAAGAUCUGGAAUGCCUGUGAAAUUUAAAGGUCUGGUGUUUCCAUACCUGAGAAAAAUAUGGUAAUUUCAAAGUAAUUCUGGAGUCUGCAUGGAAUUUCUGUUGUUAAAGUAAAACUCAAGACACAGUGUUGUAAUCUCUUGUCUGUAGGCACUAACACAAACUCUUCAAUACACAUCAUAUUUUUCUUUU